AUGCAGUCAUCAGGACACAGGCUCCGAGAUGUCGAGCACCAUCCUCUCCUCACCGAAAAUGACAGUUACGACUCCUCAUCCUCAUCAUCCUCUGAGGCCGACUCCACAGACAGGGUGUGGUUCAUCCGGGACGGCUGUGGCGUGGUCUGCGCUAUCCUGACCUGGCUCCUGGUCGUCUACGCCGACUUUGUGGUGACAUUUGUCAUGCUGCUGCCUUCCAAAGACUUCUGGUACUCUGUGAUCAACGGGGUCAUUUUUAACUGUCUGGCCGUCCUCGCCCUGUCAUCUCACCUGAGAACCAUGCUCACCGACCCUGGAGCCGUCCCCAAAGGCAACGCUACGAAGGAGCACGUGGAGAGCCUGCAGCUGAAGCCAGGCGAGGUCAUCUACAAGUGUCCCAAGUGCUGCUGCAUCAAGCCCGAGCGCGCUCACCACUGCAGUAUUUGUAAGAGAUGCAUCCGCAAGAUGGACCACCACUGCCCGUGGGUGAACAACUGUGUGGGAGAAAAGAACCAGAGGUUUUUUGUGCUCUUCACUAUGUACAUAGCACUGUCUUCAGUCCACGCACUGAUUCUCUGUGGAUUUCAGUUCAUUUCUUGUGUCCGAGGCCAGUGGACGGAAUGCAGCGACUUUUCACCACCAAUAACGGUCAUCCUCUUGAUCUUCUUGUGCCUUGAGGGUCUCCUGUUUUUCACUUUCACUGCAGUGAUGUUCGGCACGCAGAUCCACUCGAUAUGCAACGAUGAAACGGAGAUCGAGAGACUAAAAAGCGAAAAGCCCACGUGGGAGCGGAGGCUCCGUUGGGAGGGAAUGAAGUCUGUCUUCGGGGGUCCACCCUCACUCCUCUGGAUGAAUCCUUUCGUCGGGUUCCGGUUCAGGCGGCUGCAGACAAGAGCCAGGAGAGGGGGCCCCGAGUUCUCCAUCUGA
Messenger RNA from Orycteropus afer afer, 927 nucleotides. It is a transcript of the gene ZDHHC7, whose product is annotated as zinc finger DHHC-type palmitoyltransferase 7. Gene Ontology annotation, molecular function: protein-cysteine S-palmitoyltransferase activity. Gene Ontology annotation, cellular component: endoplasmic reticulum; Golgi apparatus. The transcript is spliced from 6 exons. Gene Ontology annotation, biological process: protein targeting to membrane; peptidyl-L-cysteine S-palmitoylation. The coding region runs from base 1 to 927 and encodes 308 amino acids. Lineage: Eukaryota; Metazoa; Chordata; Mammalia; Tubulidentata; Orycteropodidae. The record is from RefSeq and is a predicted model, not a curated record.